This is a messenger RNA of Mercenaria mercenaria, 5563 nucleotides long. RefSeq lists its product as uncharacterized. The record is from RefSeq and is a predicted model, not a curated record. Bases 558 to 1262 code for a protein of 234 amino acids. The transcript is spliced from 2 exons. NCBI's taxonomy places the organism in Eukaryota, Metazoa, Mollusca, Bivalvia, Venerida, Veneridae.
UCUGUGUUUUUAGGGAUGUACCAUCAUGAUGUUACAUGAACAUUCAACCUCUGCAAUACUGGAAUGUUAUAUAGGGAAAUACAUGUUGAUGUUUAAUAUAAUGCUUUCAGAAAAAAAUAUGACAUCCUAUACCUUGUGAAGAAGCAAUGAACAUACUUCCUUUAUUCCAGUUUGUAGUAAAAAUAUUUCAGCAAGUUUUCAGUCAUCGUGAUGAAAAAAUAUAUAGCACAUGAUGCAGAAUCCGUACGCAGUUUAAUAUAAAUGGGAAAACAGUUUUCGAAUGAGCAGAAGUAUUUUUAAAAAAGAAAAAAAGAAAAUUUAGUCUAAAUAUCUUACAAUUUAAAAGAUUAAUACUAUUACCUUUAAGCAAACUGUAUGUUACAUAUUCAGUAUUUUUAAUCAAAUUUUAUGGAAAUCUCUAAUGUUAUUUCUGUUUUCUAGGUUUACACGGCGAGCCCCCAGAUCAGUUUAUUCCAUCUAGACCAAGAGAACGAAACUCUACUCAAGAUGGCUUUUAUGGAAGUGGUUGGCAUUCAGUCAGCCAUGAAUCUAUACAAAUGCAAACUAUGGGACAACCAUCACCAAUGUACCAAGGAAAGUUUAUAAUGGCACCAGGUCCUGAUGUACCCCCAGUAAUAGCGCAUUACCCGCACGAACAUGCGGGAAAUAGAAUGCAAGUACCAGCUGACCAACGUUUAGUGAGAGAUUCCACAACACCGAUGCCGACUGAUCAUGAAAAUGACAGACCACGGGUGCAGCCUUCAAUAGGAGGAAUUAUUUUCAAACGCAUCAUCUCUUCAUUAUUUAUCAUUCUUGAUAUUUGCCUUAAUUGGAUGCAGUUUGGCUCAUGGGUCGGUAAUUUCGAAUUACCGGGCUGGUUAGAUUUUCUAGAAAUAGCAAAUAGUUUAAAGGGAAAAUCCCCAUUAAAGUCCCAAUGCGACGAGGGAUCCUUCGACCUUACGACAACCUUCGGUGCCUUUAUUGGCAUUGGAACCGCAUACGGCCUCGUUCGGAUAGUUAAUACGAUUGGAGAGACAAUUGUUGAAUACCAGAAACAAUAUCCUAGUGAAACUGAGCCGCGGUGCAGAGGUUACCAGAUUCUCCAUGGUUGGAUGGCGACCACUCUCGCCAUUCUCUGUGAUGACCUGCCACAGAUUAUUCUGCUGGUCAUCUUUAGUUGGCAGUGUCACAUCGAUUAUAUUUCCAUGGCAAAAGUCUUGAUUUGGGCGUUGGUUAAAAUGAUAAGAAUAAUUUUCGCCUAGGUACAUGUAAGCACAUCUACAAGCCAUGUUGCGGCGAAUGUUUCGAGGACUGUUGUGUCUACCGCUACGACUUCAUCUGUUGUUGCCAAGUACUCUACUUUAGACCAUGCUGCUGCUGCAACGACAAGAAAUGCAUCGAAUGCGUGCCAUACGAUAUCUGUCCCGAUUGCACGUGCAAAAGAAAUGAAAGGUGUUGUGGUGAAAUCGACAACGACCCUGAAUGGGCUUUGGGCUUAUAUGACAAGUUACUUUACCUGUAUUUCAUACUUAUGGUUGCAAUAGUUGUUUUUUCAUUACUAAAGGGAUUUGGCGUACUCAGACAACAUCAAGGAUUUUCAAAAUUACAGACAAACAUCUAAUAUCCAGAGACAAGAAGAAACUUCAAACGCUCGGGCAUACUCAAGAAUAUUCGUCGACAAUCAUUAGUUUUACUUGUGAUAAAAUGUCCGAAUGCACGAAACCAAAACCCUCACAAUUAUUACAGUAAAAACACGUGCUAGUUUAGAUUUUAACAAAGUUUAAACACACUUAGAAAGGCGCUUCUGGAUGUAUGUAGUCAUGAGGUUCUGUCGUGUUCGUUCUAAAAUAUAUUAUAGAGAAAAUAAGGUAACCUGAAUUUUAUUAUUUAAAAACCCUGUCUACUCGUAUAAGGAAGAAACUUAAGGACACGUCACGGUGAGAUAUUUUAGCAUUGUUGCAAUACACAACUGAUAUUAAAAUUGAUUUCCAAUACAUGUGCUCAUUAAAUAAAUCCUCAAUAUCUAUGUGAAAAUAAGGGAUGUGUUUUGUAUGAUUUCAACACAAUGAGUUGCUCUAAUUAGUGACAAAUGACUGAAACAAAAGGAAUUCUUACGUGAUUUGGAUAGACAAAACGACAGUAAAAUAACAAUAUAUUCUUUUAUUUUUUUAAUGUUUUAGUUGUAAGCUACAAUACAGAAGAGCCAUUUUAAGAAAAUCAAAGGGGAAUGUAGAAAUAACAGCAAACUUUGAAUUAGAUCAUGAAUCAUCAUACACCUGUCAAAAUUUGUCAUUAGUUUUCACGAUCUGUCGAAAUUAUUUUUAUCUCUCCAUUCUGCAUAUGUAUUGUUUUUUGUUAGUAUCUUGGUAGGGCAUUGUAGUUUGUAACUUUACAUUCCACACCUAUAUUUGUGCUUGGGAUUGCUUUGCUGAGCUCACUGAAGUCCCGUACGAAUUUCUAUUGUUUUAGUUUACUGUCUGUAAUAAAGGUACCAGACCUCGUUAUUGAGAUAUAAAAAUUGCUCCUUUCUGGUGGGAAAAGGGAACUAUUUGGUUGAAUCAUAACAUAAUUUUUUUUUGGAAAGAACUGAAUAUUCUUUGUUUUUUUUGUCAUUCACCGGAAAUUCUAAACGUGAUACCACCUUAAAUGUUUAGUGAUUUAGAUCUUAAUUAGAGUUCUUUAAAAAAAAAAACCCCGCUGCAACAAGUGCCGGGGAUAUAGUUUGAGAUGGCAUGGUUGUGGUGAAGGUGAAUGUAUGAGUGAUAUUCCGAAAGAUCUUUCUUUAUAUUAUAUUUUUCUAUCACGGAGAAAGCAGUCCAAUGUUUCAUUUUGGUUAACAAUCAAACUGGCAUAUCAUGACAUUUGAAUGUCCAGCCAUGCGCUCACUUGUUAAUACAUAUUAGUAUUUUAAGGCAUAUGCUAGAUUUACGUAGACACACCCGUGAUUUUCAGUUUUGAAAAUGGUGAAAUCUUCAACUUUGGGUCUCUGUAGAUUUACCGGUAUGUCACCAGUCGGUCGCCGCUAAACAUACCAAGAAAGGUUAUUGAAAUGUCGAAAAGUAGACAGUAUCCUAUAUGAACACGUGUUUGCCCGACUGUGCUUAUAAAAAAGUUUUUCAAUCAAGUGAUUCGUAAACAAAGACAAUGUAAUUGGGGGUCCCCGCUAAUGCUUCAACAGACUUGACCAAAUUAAAUAAGCACUAUUCAUUACCAUGUUUUUACAAAAUCGUGAAGACAAUAAUUUAAUGUUAGCCUGUAUUUCCGUUAUAUUAAACGUUAUUAGUUUAAUUUGGAAAAGUGUGGAAUUCUUCUACACUUCUCAUGUUUUGUCAUCCUGCAAAAUAGGUGAGCGUACUAUAGAAUUAAAAGAAGCUUAACAUUUCAUAGUGCAGCUUAAAUGCUUAUUCAGGUGCAUCUGUUUGCGCAAAGGACAUAAAACUUGUAUAAAUUGUUUUGUGACUGUUGUAAUUUAGAUUGAAGGAAGUUAAAAAUCUUGUAUAAACUGUUUUGUGACUGUUGUUAUUAAGUUUGAAAGAAGUAAACACUUGUAUAAACUGUUUUAUGACUCUUGUAAUUUAGUUUGAAGGAAGUAAGAAAUUAUAUAGACUGUUUUGUGACUGUUGUAAAUUAGUUUGAAGGAAAGACAAACUUGUAUAAACUGUUUUGUUACUGUUGUAAAUUAGUUUGAAGGAAGUAAAAAAACUCGUAUAAAUUGUUUUGUGACUUUUGUGAUUUAGUUUAAAGGAAGUAAGAACUUGUAUAAACUGUUUUGUGUCUGUUGUAAAUUAGUUAAAAGAAAGCAAAAACAACUUGUAUAACAUGUUUUGUGACUGUUGUAAUUUAGUUUGAAGGAAGUGACAACUUGUAUAAAUUGUUUUGUGACUGUUGUAAAUUAGUUUGAAUGAAGUAAAAAAACUUGUAUUAACUGUUUUGUGACUGUUGUAAAUUAGUUUGUUUGAAGGAAGUAAAAAAUUGUAUAAACUGUUUUGUGACUGUUUUAAUUUAGUUUGAAGGAAAGAAAAACUUGUAUAAAUUGUUUUGUGUCUGUUGUUAAUUAGUUAGAAGAAAGUAAAAACAACUUGUAUAACAUGUUUUGUGACUGUUGUAAUUUAGGUUGAAGGAGUUACAACUUUUAUAAAUUGUUUUGUGACUGUUGUAAAUUAGUUUGAAGGAAGUAAAAAAACUUGUAUUAACCGUUUUGUGACUGUUGCAAUUUAGUUUGAAGGAAGUAAAAAAAACCUUGUAUAAACUGUUUUGUGAUUGUUGUAAAUUAGUUUGAAGAAAGUAAAACUUGUAUAGAUUGUUUUGUGACUGUUGUAAAGUAGUUCAAAGGAAGUAAAAAAAUGUAUAAACUGUUUUGUGAUUGUUGUAAAUUAGUUUGAAGAAAGUAAAAACAAAUGUAUAAACUGUUUUGUGAUUGUUGUAAAUUAGUUUGAAGGAAGUAAAAACUUGUAUAAAUUGUUUUGUGACUGUUGUAAUUUAGUUUGAAGGAAGUAAGAACUUGUAUAAAUUGUUUUGUGACUGUUGUGUCGCAGUCCAAAAUUACAUCUGGCUAGUAGAAAUUGUUUGCUCAUAUGAGUUCGAGACUCGGGUCAAGGGAUAACGGGUCUGGAAAUACACAAAUAUGCGCCUAUAUUUAAUUUGUCAGCGACAUAAACUGUGGCCUUCGCCAUCAACAUUUCAUUCCAAGUGCAAAUACAUAGAAAUAACAAAACCGAUGAAUGGCAAAAUAUAGAUAAAUGAUUAAGCAUCAAAAACAAUCUUCUAAAUUACCUGGAAAUACACAAAUAUGCGCCUAUAUUAUAUUUUAUUUGUCAGCGACAAAACCUGUGGCCUUCGCCAUCAAUAUUUUAUUCCAAGUGCGAAUGCGUUGUGCAAAUUAGCCGGGAAAUCGAAAAUUUGAAGAGAGGCCCAUCCAUUUGGCUAGUUAUUAUAGUUAGUGAAUUAUGAAUAAGUAAUAUGAAGAAAGUAAAAACUUGUAUAAACUGUUUUGUGACUGCUGUAAAUUAGUUUGAAGGAAGUAAAACUUGUAUAAACUUUUUUUGUGAUUGUUGUAAAUAAUUUUAAGGAAGUAAAACACUUAUAUAAAUUGUUUUGAGACUACUGUAGAUUAGUUUUAAGGAAGUAAAAAAAUGUAUAAACUGUUUUGUGAUUGCAGUUGUAAAUUAGUUUGGAGGAAGUAAAAAAUACUUGUAUAAACUUUUUUGUGAUUGUUGUAAAUAAUUUUAAGGAAGUAAAACACAUAUAUAAAUUGUUUUGUGACUGUUGUAAAUUAGUUAUAAGGAAGUAAAAAAAUGUAUAAACUGUUUUGACUGUUGUAAAUUAGUUUGGAGGAAGUAAAAUAUACUUGUAUAAACUGUUUUGUGAAUGUUGUAAAUUAGUUUGAAGGAAGUAAAAGCUUGUAUAAACGUUUUUGUGAUUAUUGUAAAUUAGUUUUAAGGAAGUAAAACACAUAUAUAAAUUAAUUGUUUUGAGACCGUUGUAGAUUAGUUUGAAGGAAGUAAAUAAAUGUAUAAACUGGUUUGACUGUUGUAAAUUAGUUUGAAGGAAGUAAAAACUUGUA